AAAUACUAAUAUUACGUAAUAACAUAUUAUUAUGAAAUAUUUUCGAAACUUCUAACUUCAAUUUAACAUGUCGUCUGUCUAUACUAAACAUACAAUUUAAAAAAAAAUGAAAUUCUAACUGUAAUAGAUGUUUAUUGUUUGUUUCCGCUUGCAAUUCAGUGAUGUUUACAAUUCUAUUUUAGCAGAUCUCAAUAGUUAAGUUUAUUUUUAUUUCAUAUUUAGCCACUGAAAAUGCCAGGUGUCAAUUGCCUGUCAUGUGGAGAGCUUUUUUAUUCAGUUUCAUCAGACGAAAAAUUGUGUUAUCAGUGAUUUUUGGCUGCUCGUUAACAUAUUGUAUUGUCAGUUUCUUAUUGAUUUCACCCAGACGUACAGACACAUGGCGUGUUCCAAGAAAAUUGGAUCACAGUGCAUUUGUUUGGAUGUCAGCCGAAGUCGAUUUGAACAAUUCAAUAGAUCUAAGAUGUCGAAAUACUGUACAAGGCAGAGAAUAUAUAGCAGAUGACAGAGGUUACAUAUGUCUAAGAGACGAUCUUCUAGCGAACAACUGCUGCGGGACUACCGAAAAACGUUACGUAUGUAAUACGUGUAACGCGGACGGCUGUUGUGUGCUGUACGAACACUGCGUGUCCUGUUGUCUCAAUCCCAAUAAGAGAAAACUAUUGCAAACCGUUCUGGGUAAAGCUUCGGAAACGUUCCGAGUGCUGUUUUCGGCGAUCAAUAAUCAUUUUGAACUUUGUUUGGCCAAAUGUCGAACGAGUUCUCAGAGCGUACAACACGAAAACACCUAUCUAAAAUCGAACAAACACUGUUACACGACGGCCGACAAAAUACCUUGACAAGUUUGGCGACACGCGGAUUUUUCAUUAACCGAAUUCCUAUAUGCAUAUUGUAUAGGUAGGUAGUAAUUGUGUAAAAUUUGACAUAUCCGUGUGUCGUACACAUAUUUUUUUAUCGUUUAUACAAUAACUGUGGGUUUUAUCGAGGCUAUAAUGUUGUUGUGAUGGCUUAUUCUGAUGUAAAAACAAAUCUGUGCAAUGUACAAUUAAGAAAUUUAAUUUAUUAUACUUAUUUUUUUUUUUCAAAAUUUCAUGAGAUAUAUUUUAUAGCAAUAGAUUAUUUAAUUGUUGAUGUACUUUGUUUGUUUAGCAAUAUAAAUGUCUAAUUCAUACUAGUUUUGGUACAAGCAAUUUUUAAUUUUUACAUUAUGUAUUAUAAUUUAUAAAAAU
Molecule: messenger RNA, 1226 nt
Organism: Melanaphis sacchari
Lineage: Eukaryota; Metazoa; Arthropoda; Insecta; Hemiptera; Aphididae
Product: UPF0454 protein C12orf49 homolog
Exons: 4
Coding region: 255-836 (193 amino acids)
Biological process (GO): positive regulation of SREBP signaling pathway
Source: RefSeq, a predicted model, not a curated record